AUGGACUUGCCAACUACAGCACGUGGAUCGUUUUACGCACCGCUUAUCAGACGUUCAAGUAAUGUUUGGAAAAAGUUUGAACGUGGCACAAAACUUUGGGGCAGUGGUACCGUUGACAACUCCACCUUCAAAUCCGCCGGAACUACAGCUGUAGAGUUCGAUGUAAAACUAGUGGAACAAGGUUAUUAUCACGGACUAUUAUCAAGGGAAGAUGUGCUGUAUCUGUUGCAGAAAGAUGGUGACUUCCUUGUGCGGAUUACAGAGUACCGAAUGUCUCGGGAGUACGUACUGACCGCGACUAUCGGGAGGGCUGCGGCUUGCCUGACUGUGGACGAAUCCACAGUGCAAUCCGACAGAUUUGGAACGUUAAAAAUCCGAAUUAAACGACCAGUCAACCUGGCGUCAUGGGAAUUUCGUACCGAUGGCUUCCUUCUUGGUGAAUCAAUUGGCAAAGCGGGCUGUAUCGAAGUGAGAAAGGGCUUGAUACAGAAAGAAGAUCAAAAAAUCGAGGCGUCGGUGACCACGGUGGUGGGGCGAUCAGUUGAGGCGAAGGUGACCAAAAACGAGCUAAUGCGACAGUGUCGAAUGCUUCGCGAUCUGCAUCAUCCAUGUCUCGUUAGGUUCUACGGAGUUUGCCUGAUCUCACAACCGUGUUGCUUUCUGAUGGAAUACCUCUCAGGUGAUGUCACUCACUAUGAAUGA
This is a messenger RNA of Ostertagia ostertagi, 702 nucleotides long. NCBI's taxonomy places the organism in Eukaryota, Metazoa, Nematoda, Chromadorea, Rhabditida, Trichostrongylidae. The record is from the annotation of a GenBank genome assembly.